Messenger RNA from Panicum virgatum (switchgrass), 651 nucleotides. RefSeq lists its product as uncharacterized. The transcript is spliced from 2 exons. Lineage: Eukaryota; Viridiplantae; Streptophyta; Magnoliopsida; Poales; Poaceae. The coding region runs from base 119 to 379 and encodes 86 amino acids. The record is from RefSeq and is a predicted model, not a curated record.
AACCCCGGUCUAAUAAUCAGGGGAGGAGGAGGAGGAGACCGAGGCCUAGGGUUGUAGGGUGCUUGGUCCUCCUGGCUCCUGCGGCGCAAGUCCGGCGAGCGGCUUCGGCGAUCGAUCGAUGGGGUACUGGUGGGAGCGCGUCGUGCUGCCGGUGCGGCGGGUCUGGCUCGGCGUCGCGUCCCGCUUCGGGGUUCGCCAGACAGGGCUGUGGAGGCUGCGGCAGGAGGUGAGCACGUGCGAGUACGAGGACGUGCACGUGAUGUGGAAGAUGCUGAGCCGCACCACCGCGCCGGCGGCGCCCGCGCCCAGGCGGCACAGCCGGUUCCGGCAGCAGCCGCGGCCGUGGGGCGGCAGGUUCCGCCUCUGCCGGGGCUUCUAGAUCAAGGACGCGGGGUAGCUCUUCCGGUCGCUCUCUUUGACUUUCCUUCUCUUCUCUGUGUUUUCGGUGCUUGUAUCUAGUAUUUAUCUAUCGACCGACCUCGCUCGAUGGGCUCUGAGAUGUACUUCCAUUCCUCCUCGUGUGUCGAUUGGCCACGCCUGCAGAUGAUGCCCGGGGUAUGUGAAUGAACAGAGCUGUUUGGGAUUUGUGGCUUUGUGCUCGUGUUUCUACUCUCCUACUCUGUCGCAAAAGCACACGAUAUUUUCUUGUCA